Molecule: messenger RNA, 1038 nt
Organism: Colossoma macropomum (tambaqui)
Lineage: Eukaryota; Metazoa; Chordata; Actinopteri; Characiformes; Serrasalmidae
Product: chemokine XC receptor 1-like
Exons: 2
Coding region: 1-1038 (345 amino acids)
Biological process (GO): G protein-coupled receptor signaling pathway; immune response; chemotaxis
Cellular component (GO): membrane
Molecular function (GO): chemokine receptor activity
Source: RefSeq, a predicted model, not a curated record
AUGCUUAAGACUCUGGAUAUUGUGGGGCUGUCGUGGCUGGCGCGCCAAUAUUGCAUGGACCUCGGGAACGAAAACAAUUCUUCCAUGGAUAAUAAACCAUGUCCCCAGGAGGCUGCAAUCAAAUUUGGUUCCACUGUACUUCCCAUAUUCAUCUCCACUGUGGUCCUCCUCAGUCUCAUUGGUAACAUCCUGGUUCUGGUGAUCCUUGGACUCUACGAGAACCUCAAAUCACUGACCAACAUCUUCAUCCUCAACUUGGCUCUGUCUGACCUGAUCUUCACGCUUGGACUUACAAUUUGGGCCUGUUAUCUCAUUUGGAGCUGGACGGUUGGUGGUUUUAUUUGUAAAGGUAUUAGCUUUGUCUUCUCUGCUGGAUUUUAUAGCAGCAUUGUGUUCCUGACACUGAUGUCCAUUGAAUGCUAUGUAGCAGUGGUCCAUCCUCUGUCAGACUGGAACAGGUGUCAGAGUUUUCCCGUGAUUCCCAUUAUUGCUUGGGUGGUGAGCUUUUCGGCAGCUUUGCCAGACUUAGUUAUAAGCAAAGCCUCACCUGACCCAACAGACCCUAAUAAAUAUGACUGUGAUUAUACCAGCAUUACAGCUGCUCUUGGUGUUAUAUAUGAGCAGAACAUUUUUUUGGUUGUUGCCUUUUCUGUCAUGAGCUUCUGCUUCAUAAGAAUUCUUCUGACCAUCAUCAAGGCCCAAACAAAGAAGAAACACAGGACUGUAAGACUCAUCUUCUGCAUGGUGGUGGUGUCCUUUGAGAGCUGGGCUCCUUAUAACAUUGUGGUAUUUCUGCAGACCUUAGCUUAUUAUCCGAUUGACCCCUUGACACAAUGUGGUGUCUCCGAUCAUCUUGACUAUGCAUUUCAUCUCUGCAGAUUACUCGCUGUUUCCCACUGCUGUGUUAAUCCAGUGAUUUACAUUUUUGCUAGUAAAAAAGCAAGGAAUCAUUUGAAGGCGCUUCUACAGAAGAUAUUCCUACAGCAAACGAAUACAGAAUUCCAUCAGGCAGAAAUUCACUCUUACAGUUCAAUGUGA